This is a messenger RNA of Tupaia belangeri chinensis (Chinese tree shrew), 1329 nucleotides long. It is a transcript of the gene PSMD6, whose product is annotated as proteasome 26S subunit, non-ATPase 6. NCBI's taxonomy places the organism in Eukaryota, Metazoa, Chordata, Mammalia, Scandentia, Tupaiidae. The transcript has 8 exons. Gene Ontology annotation, cellular component: proteasome regulatory particle. The record is from RefSeq and is a predicted model, not a curated record. Gene Ontology annotation, molecular function: protein binding. Gene Ontology annotation, biological process: proteasome-mediated ubiquitin-dependent protein catabolic process. The coding region runs from base 73 to 1242 and encodes 389 amino acids.
CCCACUUCCGCUGCCGCAGCAGGUCCGAACCUAGGAUCCGUCUUCGCUUUGCCACUGUCCUCCGCUGCCACUAUGCCGCUGGAGAACCUGGAGGAGGAGGGUCUGCCCAAGAACCCCGACCUGCGCAUCGCGCAGCUGCGCUUUCUACUCAGCCUGCCCGAGCACCGCGGGGACGCGGCGGUGCGCGACGAGCUGAUGGCGGCGGUCCGCGAUAACAACAUGGCUCCAUAUUAUGAAGCCUUGUGCAAAUCCCUCGACUGGCAGAUGGACAUGGACCUACUUAAUAAAAUGAAGAAGGCGAAUGAAGAAGAGUUGAAACGUUUGGAUGAGGAGCUGGAAGAUGCUGAGAAGAAUCUGGGAGAGAGUGAAAUUCGGGAUGCAAUGAUGGCAAAGGCUGAGUACCUCUGUCGGAUAGGUGACAAGGAGGGAGCUCUAACAGCCUUUCGCAAGACAUAUGACAAAACUGUGGCUCUGGGUCACCGACUGGAUAUUGUAUUCUAUCUCCUUAGAAUUGGCUUAUUUUAUAUGGAUAAUGAUCUCAUCACACGAAACACAGAAAAGGCCAAAAGCUUAAUAGAAGAAGGAGGAGACUGGGACAGGAGAAACCGCCUAAAAGUGUAUCAGGGUCUUUAUUGUGUGGCUAUUCGUGAUUUCAAACAGGCAGCUGAACUCUUUCUUGACACUGUUUCAACAUUUACAUCCUACGAACUCAUGGAUUAUAAAACAUUUGUGACUUACACUGUCUAUGUAAGCAUGAUUGCCUUAGAAAGACCAGAUCUCAGGGAAAAGGUCAUUAAAGGAGCAGAGAUUCUUGAAGUGUUGCACAGUCUCCCAGCAGUUCGGCAGUAUCUAUUUUCACUCUAUGAAUGUCGUUACUCAGUUUUCUUCCAAUCAUUAGCCGUUGUGGAACAGGAAAUGAAAAAGGACUGGCUUUUUGCUCCUCAUUAUCGAUACUAUGUGAGAGAAAUGAGAAUUCAUGCAUACAGCCAGCUGUUGGAAUCAUACAGGUCAUUAACUCUGGGCUAUAUGGCAGAAGCGUUUGGUGUUGGUGUGGAAUUCAUUGAUCAGGAACUCUCCAGAUUUAUUGCUGCUGGGAGACUACACUGCAAAAUAGAUAAAGUGAAUGAAAUAGUAGAAACCAACAGGCCUGAUAGCAAGAACUGGCAGUACCAAGAAACUAUCAAGAAAGGAGAUCUGCUACUAAACAGAGUUCAGAAACUUUCCAGAGUAAUUAAUAUGUAAAACCAUGUAAACAGAAUUUCCUUUUUUAUAGUUUACUUAAAGUGCCCACUUCACCUGUAUAAAAUAAAUACUGCUUGUUUCAGUUUA